Planococcus citri (citrus mealybug) is the source of this 1401-nucleotide messenger RNA. It is a transcript of the gene eIF3m, whose product is annotated as eukaryotic translation initiation factor 3 subunit m. Gene Ontology annotation, molecular function: translation initiation factor activity. The record is from RefSeq and is a predicted model, not a curated record. Bases 188 to 1315 code for a protein of 375 amino acids. Lineage: Eukaryota; Metazoa; Arthropoda; Insecta; Hemiptera; Pseudococcidae. Gene Ontology annotation, cellular component: cytoplasm; eukaryotic translation initiation factor 3 complex. The transcript has 7 exons. Gene Ontology annotation, biological process: cytoplasmic translational initiation.
AAAAUUUCUCUCACACGCCACAACAUAACACACACUGAAACCGAUAAAUUUUUGUCAAAUUUUUCGAAAUUUUCAAUUAUUUUUCACAUAAAUCGUUGUAUUUUUUACUUUUGAAAUAUAUUUUUCCAAUUCUCCAUCAUAUUCUUACACAUCUGUAUCCAGCCAUCUUGAAUCCCAAACCGUAAUAAUGAUUUUUAUAGACUUAACGUUAGAAGAUCAAGCUGGCGAAUUGAAGUCGUAUUUUAAAAAGCUAGGAGCUGACAUCACAGAAGAAAGAUCCAACAAAGGAUUGGAAGAUGAUCUCCGUAAAAUUAUCAACGUUUGCGAUGUAUGUUUCAAGGAGGCAAAUGAGAAUGAAAUCGAAACUGUUCUCAACGAUAUUGUCUCCAUUUUAGUUGUAAUGCCACCUUCCGAUAACACCAACAGGUUGAUCGCUAGUUUCGUUGAUAAACUUUACAAAACGGCUCUUCCCAAGCUAGGUCCUGUUUGUUUGCGAGUGCUUUGGGUACUGUUCCAGUCGUUGGAUAAAAGUAAUCCUAUUCGCUACGAUAUUUAUUAUCAUUUAAUCUUGAUUGCCAAGAGAAUAGAUAUGGUGAAAUCUAUAUUCAGGGAUGUUAAACAACUAAAAGAGCAGUUUGCUAAGGCUCCGUUAUCAAAUGAGCAAAUGCAAAGACUCCUUCGUUCUUUACACGAGGGAUUGGUCGCCGGUAGACACAGUGACGUUGCAGCGAAAGUAAUGAUUGAAUUAUUGAGCACGUACACCGAAGAAAAUGCCAGUCAAGCGAAAGAAGAUGCUCAACGUUGCAUCGUUACUGCUCUUGCUGACCCAAACACAUUCUUAUUAGAUCCUCUAUUAUCGUUGAAACCCAUCAAAGCUCUGAAAGGCGAACUUAUUCACGAUCUUUUGACUAUAUUCGUAUCGAAUAAACUCAGCGUUUACACAAAGUUCUACAAAGGACACAAAGAAUUCGUGAAUAAUUUAGGUUUGGAUCAUGAUCAAAAUACUAAGAAAAUGAGGCUCUUAACUUUCAUGCAGUUAGCCGAAAAUUCUAAUGAACUUAGUUUUGAAACUAUCCAGAAAGAACUGAGUAUAAACGAAAACGAUGUCGAAGCUUUCAUUAUAGAAGCCCUGAAAACGAAAUUAGUUCGAGCACGUAUGGAUCAAACGGCGAAAAAAGUUCAUAUAUCGAGUACUAUGCACAGAACAUUCGGCAUGCCUCAAUGGCAACAAUUACGAGACGUCCUGCAAGCUUGGAAAUUGAACCUUAACUCGAUAGAUGAAUCGAUGAAAAUGUUGGUUAGCCCUCAAAAGUAAACACCCGGAUUUCAUUCAGCGGUACCUAUUUAAGAAGUUUUCUAUUGAAUUUAUUUAUCUGAAUAAAUAUUAUUUAUCUUCGGUUA